This is a messenger RNA of Benincasa hispida (wax gourd), 1349 nucleotides long. Its product is annotated as kihadalactone A synthase LFS-like. NCBI's taxonomy places the organism in Eukaryota, Viridiplantae, Streptophyta, Magnoliopsida, Cucurbitales, Cucurbitaceae. The record is from RefSeq and is a predicted model, not a curated record.
AAUAGGUCACAUGUGAAAUUAUUACCUGGUUCUUCUAAUUCCAGUGCUUUCUUCCAUCGAAAAUGGAGUCUGCUCUACAGCUCCCAAUCAUCGACCUCUCCUCUCAAGACCGCAGCUCAACGGCUCUCUCAAUCCGCCAGGCAUGCUUAGAUUACGGAUUCUUUUACUUAGUCAACCAUGGCGUUGAAGACGCAUUGCUCCAGAGAGUGUUCGAAGAAAGCAAGAAGUUCUUCUCUCUUCCUAUUGAGGAGAAGAUGAAACUUGCUCGGAAGGAACAUAGGGGUUAUACCGCUCUUUAUGCCGAGAAACUCGAUCCCACCGCCUCCACUAAUAUAGGUGAUGCAAAGGAGAGCUAUUAUAUUGGCCCUUUGGCAGGCAAUGCAACUGAAAAUGACUUGAAUCAGUGGCCUUCAAGAGAACGAUUGCCUUCUUGGAGAGCUACAAUGGAAACCUUCUAUAGGCAAGCACUCCUUGCUGGAAGACAAGUAAUAUCUUUGAUUGCAUUGGCUUUGAAUCUGGAUGAAAAUUUCUUUGAGAAAAUUGGUGCCUUGGAUAACCCAUCAGCAUAUCUUCGGCUUCUACACUAUCCAGGUGACUUGAGAUCUCUUGAUGAAGAAAUAUUAGGUGCUUCUGCACAUUCAGAUUAUGGGAUGAUCACUCUCCUUGUUACCAAUGGCAUUCCCGGACUUCAGGUAUGCAAGGAAAAGUCUAAUCGUCCACAAGUUUGGGAAGAUGUCGCCCCUAUAGACAAGGCAUUCAUUGUUAAUGUUGGGGACUUGAUGGAAAGGUGGACCAACUGUUUGUUCCGUUCGACUCUACAUCGAGUGAUUCCAGUUGGAGAAGAACGUUAUUCGGUGGCUUUCUUCUUAGAUCCCAAUGAAGAUUGUGUUGUGGAAUGUCUUCAAAGUUGUUGUAGUGAGUCAUCUCCCCCAAGAUAUCCUCCCAUUCGCAGUCUGGACUACUUGAAAGAACGGCUGAGGUUAACAUAUGAAGAUGGAUUUGCUUAGAAAGUUCAAACUUUAUCCAGUGGGAUGCAUUAUCUAGAGUUGUCUCCGUUUCCGUUUUCGGGACAGAUCUAAUAAGAGACCAGGUGCACGUGUCCUCCUCACACGAUGACGGUUUACAUAUGUGAAUGUUGUUUUUUUAAUGUAAAUAAAAAAAUUGUAGUUAUAUUGUAAAUAUAUUUUACCUCGUCUCAAGUAAAUCAAAUUAUAGGAAGAUGCUUUAGUGCCUUGGAACACGAUAGGCUAAACCCCAUCCCCCAGUGUUCAAGUCUCAAAGGUGGCCUUUUUUUUUUUCCUUUUUCCUUUUUCCUUUUUAUUGAUUGUUUAAUUUAUUUUAAUUUCCAA